Molecule: messenger RNA, 3895 nt
Organism: Pocillopora meandrina
Lineage: Eukaryota; Metazoa; Cnidaria; Anthozoa; Scleractinia; Pocilloporidae
Source: the annotation of a GenBank genome assembly
AUGUCUGUAAUGUCCGAGAUGUCGGCGAUAUUUGCAAGUGAUUGUGGUAGAUCAGUAUGUUCGUGUUUCCGGCUCUUUUCCUUAGCACAUAUGACUCCUUAAUAAAACUCUUAAGAAACUUUUCCUACAGCCACUUUCUUCUUUUAACUUCCAGAUUCUUUCCACCUUCAAACUAUUUCCGUUGAUUUGUACUCAACUGAACUUCAUGACGUCAGAGAUGAGGUUUUCGAUGAUGUUUUUACCAAUCAUAGUCACCUUGGCUUUUUUAAACAUGGUCACAAGCACGAAAAGUCCAGGGUAAGUGCCACUCCCUUAUGAAAUAAAAACUAGAGUAAACCGUCAAUUGAUUUAACAAAAAUUUAAAUAUACCGGAUUAUGAUACCAGCUUUCCACUUGUUACCCGGAGACCGAGGACUGUUCCAGUAAAGGCAAAGCUAACUCAAGUCUUUUCAUCUAACCUCACAUUUUAUUUGUUUAUAUUUUCCUCGUCAAAAUGACAUUAUCCCAUUUAUUCGACAGAGCUGACCCACGAUCAACCAUCACUCGAUCCAUACGGGUAUGUUGUUUUCAGUUUAUUAUUUAUUACUUCUAAUUUAUAGAUAAAACUUUGCUCAUUGAAGGGUUGGCCUCCCCGCAACGAAAGGGAUGGCUACUGGAAUGGUUUUAUUCGUUGUUGGAAUACCAUCUCCAAGCUGUUUUGUACUUAUUUAGUUUCAUUUUCUCAUCUUUAAACUCAGGAUGCUUCCAAACGAAUAAGUAUCAAGAGAGCCGGAGCUAGCAGGGGUCUGAGAGAAUGCCGUGAGCAAUUUAAGUUCGAAGUCUGGGAUUGCAGUUUUUAUAAAGAAAGUGUGACUGGAGCAUUACCUGAUUUUAUGCGAACAACGUUGUCUUAUGGUAUGAAAUAUUUUAAUCGUUUCAGACCAAGUAACUUGUAUCUGUUUUGAGCAUGACUCAAUAGAUAAGGGAUAUUCAAGGUUUUUCUAUCUCAGGAUCCUUUAUCCUCAUCUUUUUAUGGUCAAAAUAAUAAUAAUAGCAAAGAUGAUAAUAAUGAUAAUGACGGUUAUUGUCUUGAUGAUAAUGAUGAUACUGAUAAUCAAAAUGAAUGCCCAGACCCGAAUUAUGAUUUUUCAAAUUAAUUUAGAGAAUAAAAUAUUUCCAUACAGUUAUUACGUCUUUACCCGUUGAGCUUAUCUUUUUAAAACAGCCAAUCACUUUGUUUUGUAGCCAAUAGAGAGACAGCGUAUUUACACGCAAUAACAACCGCCGGCAUCGUACAAGAAAUCGUUUCUCAGUGCGCUGCAAACAAAAUUACCGAAUGUAGCUGUGACAAAAAAUCAGGGCAGUCUCGUGGAUGCAGGAACUACCUGAAGUUUGCUGAGAAGGAGACGAGAAGGCUGUUAGUAACUCUGCCACAAGGGAGCUUCGAACGAAGCGGAAUUGACAUUAAUAAUCAAAUGGUGGGAAUAGAGGUAAAUGUUGUUUUCGUGUUUUAUUCAUUCUCAUAAUGUAUUUAAUGUUGUUUGCUCACUCAUCGCCCACUCAUUUUCGCGCCUCUUUUCAUUCAAUGCCUAUUUAUUUAUCUCUCAUGGGAAAAUAAUGCUACUUUUACUUACUUUUCAAGUAAUCGUUAGAACGUAAGGCCUCUUCAAACACUGUUCAUUUCAUCAAGCUUUGUUCGCUUUCUCUCUUUGAGAAAUUUUAUCAAAUGAACGUACAUUGUAAAUCCGGAAUUUUUUUGGGGAGGAGGAUCUUAUUUGACCCAAAGAGUUGUGUGCCAUCAAACAUGAUAUACAGUUGUACUAUGGUUACGAGGGCCUUUUUUUAUGGACCGAAACCCUAGAAUAGUGCGUGAACUUUGCAGUGUGUUAUCAAUAAGAGUAGCAUGAACAAUUGUUUCUGGUCCUUUUUGCUGACAAUAUCACAUUCCUUGGGAACACUAACUUAAUUUUUGUUUUCUCUCUUGAAUAAACACUAACUUUACACAACAUUCACUUGAAAUGAUACCCGCAAAACGCUCCUUGCUUUUAACGAAACUUUGCAAACUUUACCAUCAUGAUUGCUUAUAGGCUCCCUAUACAACCAAGCUUGGUACUCGGAUAUUUUUUGUUUCUUAAAUACAAAGCCUGCUAAUUAUUCUGAUCAGUAUUUUUCCAUACCCUUACAGGUUUUUAAGAGGAAUUGUGGUGGCAGUUUGCCUAAAAAUUGUAACAACUGGCAGAGAGUUGCAAACGAACUGAAAAGUAAAUAUCAAUCCACCAUAAACAAGACGCAGCAGACCAAUAUCAACUCCACUUCCCAAAGUAACCUACGACUGACCUAUCAGGAUCCGUCGCCUGAUUACUGUGUACGUAAUUUGACCGUUGGCUCUCCUGGCUUGGAAGGACGAGUCUGCGGAAAUAGUGGCACAAUAACAAGCCAAUGCAGAUCCCUUUGUGAGCAAUGUGGCUUGACACUCCUGAGAGAGGACCGAAGUCCAAGAAACUGCAAAGAUUGUCCAGAAAUAACAUCAGUGACAGUCUGCAGGAAGAAGAAAAUAGUCACCGGCAAGCGAUCAGUAGAGCAAAGCCCGGUGUAAAUGAUCGGACUGAGAAAGCAUUUCCUCUCAUUAGGAACAGAUAUCUAAGCUGCCGGGGCAAUUUCUUGAGGAAAGACGCUUCGAGUGUGCUAGAACAGUCAAUUCUUAUCUUCAGCCCCGUGCUUGCAUCGCUUGUAGGUUUAACUGACACAGUAAUCCCACAUUUGUGGUAUAUGCUUUAUUUCUUUAUCUAUCUUACCAAAUAAUGAACUUUCCAGUGCAAAGAAACGCUUUGGUCGACCGCUUUCCGAGAGGAAAGGGCAUGUAGUUCAGUCUUAAAACGAGAUUUUCGAUAAGUGUGAUUUACUUGUAUGACUUCGGAGCACUGGGAAUAGCUCAAACUUUUUUAACAAGCUGCACUGUUUGUAUUUAGAAUCUUAGUAGAAAAUAUUCUACUCUGUUCCUUACAGCUCUAUGGAGAAUCCUUAAUCUCUUAUAGUUCUAUAUUAUACCUUACAGUUUUAGACAGGCAUAGCAAAAAAUCUGAUAAAGAAGAUCUUUGUGAUUAGUCGCGUAUGUAUACACAUAUAUACAUAUGUAUAUUUGUAGUCGAAUCCAGAAUCGAGCAUCGUAAUAAUGAAUUUCAUAGAGCUCUAGUUACUGAAAAUCUUCCUCCAUACACCUUAAUGUAGUUCAACUGAAAAUUCAGUUUUGAUAAAACCUAACAGUUAAUGACCAGGCACAUCUAACUGAUAUGUGUUAGCCUUGUUUUCAUACCGUUUCCUCAGGAAUAAAACCGACUGAUAAAUUAAUAAGUAUGGAGUUUGCAAAUUAUUGUCAUAAUGUGCAAUAAACACGUGGACCUCUUCAUAUGAGCUCAAGUGCUGGCUCGGUCAGCGGCGCAAAUUUGGUCUUCCUUGCAUUUCAGCGGGAAUAUCAGCUUUAUUACAGAGAUGAACAAAGAGAAUCUUUUAACUAAAUCGCGGUAACUGACAGAAAUUCUAAGAACAUAGGUACAGUACAUUCCUUAGCAUAUUGGUUGAGAAAAUCUUCUCCGCUUUAAAACUACAAUUUCAUAUCCCCCUCCCCUCCCAUCAAUACAAUCUAUCUCUCAAUAUCGUGCGUUGCAGCAAAAGUGAUUAGGAUAGACUGAAAGGAAAGCGGGUUUACUGUGGGUUUACCGGUGCAAUGGCUUUUGACCAAUCAAGGCGCCCGUAGUGUCGCAAUUAUUUUAUAACAAGUUAAAAGUCGACAUUUCAAAACUGAAAAGUAUGUAUAAAUUUUAUUGUGUAAUGUACUGCUUCGACGUAAGCCAUCAUCAGAUUAUCAUCCUCUUAUUAAUGACGUUAUUAGAAAACAAUAAAUUGUUUACAAUCUGGG